UUCCAUCGGCACGCGCACAGAGCACAGAGCAGCUGCAGCGGCAAGAGACGAGCGCGCGUGUUCAACUAUUCAGACAAUACAGACACAUAAAUACCGUUCAUAAAUAUCUGAAAUAGAAACGAUUUUAAACAUGGUCGACCGUGAGCAGCUGGUUCAGAAAGCCAGACUGGCAGAGCAGGCUGAGAGAUAUGAUGAUAUGGCUGCUGCCAUGAAAUCGGUAACAGAGCUGAACGAAGCCCUGUCCAAUGAGGAGAGGAACCUGCUUUCUGUGGCCUACAAGAAUGUGGUGGGAGCACGCCGUUCAUCCUGGCGCGUCAUCUCUAGCAUCGAGCAGAAGACCUCGGCCGAUGGCAACGAGAAAAAGAUCGAGAUGGUUCGCGCCUACCGAGAGAAAAUCGAGAAGGAGCUGGAGGCUGUGUGCCAAGAUGUGCUCAACCUCCUCGACAACUUCCUGAUAAAGAACUGCAGCGACGCCCAACACGAGAGCAAAGUUUUCUACCUGAAGAUGAAGGGCGACUACUACCGUUACCUGGCGGAAGUGGCCACGGGUGAAAAGAAAGCCACAGUGGUGGAGUCUUCUGAGAAGGCCUACAGCGAAGCCCACGAGAUCAGCAAAGAGCACAUGCAGCCUACGCACCCUAUCCGCCUGGGUCUGGCGCUCAAUUACUCCGUCUUCUACUACGAGAUCCAGAAUGCACCCGAGCAGGCCUGCCAUCUGGCUAAGACGGCUUUCGACGACGCAAUCGCCGAACUGGACACCCUGAAUGAGGACUCCUACAAAGACUCCACCCUCAUCAUGCAGCUUCUGCGAGACAACUUGACGCUCUGGACAAGCGAUCAACAAGACGACGAAGGAGGUGAAGGCAACAAUUAAACCGAGAAGAAAAGAGAAGAUCUUUGAGACCCUCUUUCUCUCAGCAGUAUCAUAAAACACGCGUGCUCACACAACAAGCAAAAGAAAACAUGAAAUAUAUGUUAAUUGAAAAUUUCACAAAAGGGGGCAUGGUGGAAAUACGCCAGCCACGUUUGCUGAUAAUAAAGCAGCGCAGUUUUCUUUGUUUUUUCCACAAGAAACUUAAUUAAGACUGAGAGUUGAAAAAUAUGCUAGUUAAAAAAAUUAUUGUAUGCCUCUGAAAUACAAAAUUUAUUAGCUUAUAUGAAUAAAACAAACCUCUCCUUCUUUGCUGUCUCGAUGACAUUUAUUCAAACACUUUGAGGAAAAAGCUUGUCAUUCAGCAGUUGUAAAUGGCUGCAGGGUUACGAUACACCCACACACUGGCAUAAGGACUGUUCUUGUAGUGAACUACAAAGUGGAGCUGCUUGUUCUAAUUUAUAUUGUAUGAGAUAUUUCAGACUGUCAAGGGUGAAAUAUUAGGGCUUAAGAAAAAAAACAAUCACUAAAGAUAAUAUUUGAAGUGAAACUUGAAUGUUAUCGCCUCGCAAAAGUAGGAAUUUGCAAAUAGGCUGCACUGCAGUGAACGGUUGUGUUUUUGUGUCUGAUAUACAUACAGUACAGACGGAUUCUGAAUUGCACUCAUUACUGUUAGAAAGUCAUUUACUUCAAACUGAUUAUCUGUGCCAUUUAAACUACACAUCUCACCUUGGAGCUACACCGAACUAUUGUAUACAGUAAUGUUGAUUAGGUGUGCAACAAUAACUAAUUUCCCCAGUUUCAUGUAUUGCCUUUACAACCCAAAGUGAAAACCGAUUCUCUUCUCUCAAUAAAAUAGCUAUUAUUGCAAUCGUUACGAUUAUCAUUGUUAUUAUGAAUAUCGUUAAAAAAACAUUAUGUAUCGUGUCAAGCCUGACCCACAUUGUAAUAGAGAAAUUAAAUGUCAUUUUAAUACACCGAAGUGUAAUUCUAUAAAACCAGUUAAAUAAUAAAACUAAUCAAAUAAACAUUUUUUUAAUAACGAUAAAUCCUGAUGUUUUGCAGGGAAAAAUAAACGACUACUCUAAAAGCAAUCCCUAAUUACAAAAUACACACGGUCACUAUUACAGGUACCAUAGACUAUUUUGUUAUUCAGUUCAGCUGUUUUGGCACAAAGAGAUUUUAACAGUACACAAUGUAAAACUAGACAGCUGUGAGAUCUGUGGUUCUUUUUUCUUCAGUUUCUUUUUUUUUUUUUCAGUUUCUAUUUGAUUUUCAUGAAAUGCACUCACUGUUUCUCAGUGUCGGACGAUUUCAGCUCCAAUAUUCUUGAUAAUACAAUAUUGCUGCAUGCUGGUGAUGUAUUUAUAUACCAUAGCUCGACUUUAUUAAAAACGGUAGAUGUUAUGUAUUCAUAUGAACAAGAAAUGACUAGAAUUGAAUCUAAUUAUUUUCUAUUUAUUACUUUAUAUUGGAUUGUUCAUGAUUUUUCUGAUAUAUUUUUUUCUUCCUUGCUGAAGUAUGCUAUACCAAAACAGUGCGUGUUUACCUUGAAUUAAUCUGUUAUGGAUGUUGCUAUAGUGACAUGUGAUUCUUGUAUUUGGUUUUUAAUAAACAAAACCAGAAAAGACAACAACAACAACAAAAAAGAUACAAACAGCAGUGCUUCAAACUUUAACGUCCAGUGUUUUGUCACAGUAAAUUAUGAUUGUGAAACAAUUAAUGUUGUUUUUAAAAUGGAUUUUCCGUUCCGUGCUUUCUUCUGUCAGAAUUGCUGUAAUAUCAGACUUUGUUUUUUAACUCCUCAGAAUCUAUUUCUGUAAGGAAAUCACUCGUUCACGGAACAUUACCUAUUCCCAUGAUUUCUAUUUUCUUUCUUUUUCCAUGUCUACUGGUAUCUUAAAUGUGAGUCAUGUAGCGAUUGCACAAAGGAAACGUAAUGAUGAUGAUAAUAAUAAUGAUAAAAUAAAAACAUGCUGUGCUCUUCUAACCACCA
Messenger RNA from Myxocyprinus asiaticus (Chinese sucker), 2867 nucleotides. Its product is annotated as 14-3-3 protein gamma-B-like. The coding region runs from base 131 to 874 and encodes 247 amino acids. The record is from RefSeq and is a predicted model, not a curated record. NCBI's taxonomy places the organism in Eukaryota, Metazoa, Chordata, Actinopteri, Cypriniformes, Catostomidae. Gene Ontology annotation, biological process: signal transduction. Gene Ontology annotation, cellular component: cytoplasm. The transcript is spliced from 2 exons. Gene Ontology annotation, molecular function: protein kinase C binding.